AUGCAUAAUCUUCUCAGCGCCUCUCCUCCUUCGCCAGCGCUGCCAGCGCAAUACUCAUCUGCAGCGCCAGCAUCCUCUGACUCCCUACCACCUACAUCGAACCCCAGCUCAAAUCCAACACCAAACCCAACUUCAGAUCCAUCUUCGAAUCCGAACAACCCAAAUAACUACGCUGUUCUUCCUCCUCCCCCAGAUGGCGAUCAUGAGCACCUUCCUCCUCCGGCAAACGCUCCUUCGUCCUUGGCUGUGGCACUACGAUCGCUAAACGAUUUGACCGAAACCCCCACAUAUGCGCGAAGUGUCACUUCGACAGCGCCGAGCUCGCCACGCAUUCCUCCGCUACGACAAAAUUCAGGUCAUCAAACACCACGAGUACGACCCCAUGCAACAACGCUCAAUAUCCCGGGUAUGACCCGGUCAAGAGUUUCGCCCGAUGGAAGAAUUCCCUCACGCGAUGUUGCGGCAAAGCUCGUUAUUGUCAUGGUUGGCUUGCCCGCUCGAGGAAAGUCGUACAUCACCAAGAAACUUCAAAGAUAUCUUUCUUGGCAGCAACACGAUUCUCGCAUUUUCAACGUUGGAAACCGAAGACGUGUAGCUGCUGGGCGCAGAGUUUCUGUGCAUCCUAAAUUGCAGCCUGAGCCGGAGGAUCUCGACCCUCCUGUGCAAGCCGCUUCCAUUCUGCUAAAUGGCAACCCCACGCCUUUUGGUCCUGAGCAGGGUGAGCCAGAGACACUCGAUCUCAACGAUGCUGCUCAAUCAGGGGUGGACCAGUCCGCCACAUUCUUUGAUCCUAAGAACCAAUCUGCUGCUGCUAUACGCGAACAGUGUGCAAUGGACACUCUGGAUGAGCUGUUGGACUAUCUUAUUGAUCAGGGUGGGGCUGUUGGCAUUCUCGAUGCAACAAACAGCACCAUUGAGCGAAGAACGAACAUCGCCAACCGUAUUAGGCAGCGAGAGCCUAAACUGGGCAUUCUUUUCAUCGAGAGUAUCUGUCAAGACCCUCUUCUCCUUGAGGCGAACAUGCGAUUGAAGCUGUCAGGCCCCGACUAUCGCGAUAAGGACCCCCAGAAGUCGUUGGCAGAUUUCAAGAAGCGAGUUGCCGCUUACGAAAGUGCUUAUGUUCCUUUGGGCGAGUACGAAGAAAAGCACGACCUACAGUACAUCCAGAUGGUUGACGUUGGCCGAAAGCUAAUUCAGCAUCGCCUAAAGGGGUUCCUUAGCAGUGGUAUCAGCACUUAUCUUGCCAGCUUCAAUCUUGCCCCUCGACAAAUUUGGAUUACACGACAUGGCCAGAGUGUGGAUAAUGAACUGGGAAGGCUGGGUGGAAACUCGCCUCUGACUGAGCGCGGACAUUGCUACGGCCAAGCGCUUCACAAUUUCGUCACAUACCAACGCCAGCAGUGGAUUAUGGAGCAACAGAGCAAGAAAGCCCAGGCUACAUUCCCACCUGUUCCAGGAGACAACACACCCCCCUAUCCCGAGAUGAACCGAGAGAUCGAGGACAAGAAUUUCUGUGUCUGGACCUCGAUGCUUGACCGCAGUGUAGACACAGCCGAGUAUUUUGAAGCUGACGAGGACUACGAUGUCAAGAACUGGGAAAUGCUCAACGAAAUGAACUCGGGCCAGUUUGAGGGUAUGACAUAUGCUGAAAUCGCGAAGAGGGAGCCUGAGGAGUUUGCCAAGAGAGCACACGAUAAGCUCAACUACAUCUAUCCUGGAGUCGGUGGCGAAGGUUACCUCCAGGUUGUGAGUCGUCUGCGCGACAUGGUUCGAGAGGUUGAGCGCAUUGAAGACCAUCUUCUCAUUAUUGGACACCGCUCUGUUUGUCGAGUGCUGAUGGCGUACUUCAUGGAUCUAUCCCUAGCCGACAUCACAGAUAUGGACAUUCCCUUGGGCAUGCUCUAUUCCAUCGAGCCCAAGCCUUACGGCCUUGACUUCCAUGCUUACAGAUUCAACGAGGAUCAAGGCUGGUUCGAUGAGCUGCCCAACUAUAGGCCACAGAAGACUGCUCGCAACAGCAUCAUCAAGCCACAACAUUAA
Fusarium sp. VM40 is the source of this 2040-nucleotide messenger RNA. The record is from the annotation of a GenBank genome assembly. Lineage: Eukaryota; Fungi; Ascomycota; Sordariomycetes; Hypocreales; Nectriaceae.